Molecule: messenger RNA, 2364 nt
Organism: Erigeron canadensis
Lineage: Eukaryota; Viridiplantae; Streptophyta; Magnoliopsida; Asterales; Asteraceae
Exons: 1
Coding region: 1-2364 (787 amino acids)
Biological process (GO): negative regulation of DNA-templated transcription
Molecular function (GO): acyltransferase activity, transferring groups other than amino-acyl groups; transcription corepressor activity
Source: RefSeq, a predicted model, not a curated record
AUGCAGUAUGUACAUUGUGAAGCAGAGUAUACACCAAAAUCAAUUAUGAAUUCUUAUUCAUGUGGUGUUCAAUCUGCAAAAAUAACAAAUCCAGAUUUUAUAAACAUGAUUUCCAAGAUUGAACAAGGGCUAAAAGAUGUAGAAAUUGUACAUUAUGAGCCAAUACACAACCCAGCAGCAACUAUUAAGUAUUGUUCAAGUGGUACUAAGAUUGGCAGAAGCAAGAAUGAUGGAGAUGUUAAAGAGUUGAUUUCGGAUGCGAAAAGCCAUCUUGCUGCGUUGGGUUGGACGUUUUUUUUCGUCUUGAAAAGACCCGGAAAACGGGAACUGAGGUACCGGUCUCCUGCCGGUAGAAGCUUUGUUACUCUUCGGGCAGCGUGUCAAUAUAUUAUUGACAAUCCAGAAGGUGAUUCGGGUUGUAUCAAGAUUGGAAGAAUUAGUAAAAGUGGAAGGAAACUGAAGGAAAAGAAUGGGGUUUUGAGUGGGAAUGAGACCAAGAAAAGUGUUUGCAGUCAGGAUGUUAAUAUGGGUUGUAGUGAUAUUGAAAAACUUGCAGAACCCAGAAAAGAAUCUGAGAAAAGCAAUGAGCUUUCUACUGGCAACGGUGACUGCGACCAGGAUCUUGACGGGUUUGCAGACGACCUGACAAGAAUGUUGGAGAUAGAUGAGUCUUCAGAUCCUGAUCUUGUUUCGGGUAGUCCCAAGAUUGAAGGAUUUACCGGAGAAAGAAAAAGAAAGAAAGAAGUAGACCAGAUUGACGAUCAGAAUCUUGAUUUGGGUAGUCCCAAGAUCGAAGGGGUGAUGGAAGAGGGAAAGAGUGUGAAUCUUGAUUCGAGCAGUACCAAGAUUGAAGGGUUUACAGGGGAGGUUAAGGAACUGGAUAAAACUGAUGGGUUUUCAAGUGAUAUUAGACCCCAGAAAAGGAUUCAAAUUGAAGAUGUUGGUAAUUUAUCUUUGAAAGAUCCGGGUAAAGAUGAAAACGAAAAGAAGGGUUCUUUGAGUAAUCGGCCGCAGAAAAAGAUUCAAGAUGUUAUAAGAUUGCUAAAGAAGGAUAAGCCCCCAAAGACACCUAAACAAAAGGCAGAGGGUUCAUCAAUACGUCGCAGGUGUAUGCGGCUUUCUGUACUAAUCCAAAAGAAUAUAGUGGAUCAGGGUGCAAGAGUUCAGUAUCGUACAAAACUUGGCAAAGUUCUUGCGACUGGGCGGGUUUAUGAUGAAGGUAUUAAAUGUGAUUGUUGUAGGGAGUUCUUUUUGUUAAGUAAAUUUGAGGCUCAUGCUGGAAGUACAUAUCAUAGACCAGCAGAAUAUACCUUUCUUGAAGAUGGAAGGUCUCUAACUAGUUGCCAGAGACAGUUAGAACUCGGAAAGGAACAGCAUACAGUCCCUAAAAAACCAGAAUUAGCAGUUGAUCGUGCGUGUGAAGUCCCUGAGACGCCAGAAGUAUCUAAUCAUGUGACAGGCCAUGACGAAUUCUGUUGGGUAUGUAAAGAAAGCGGUGAGUUGUUGUUAUGUGAUUCUUGCACAUCAUCUUACCAUCUAUCCUGCAUUGGAUUGCAAAGAAUUCCGAAAUCAAGUCACUGGUUUUGUCCUACCUGUUCUUGUGGUAUUUGUGAUCCUGGUAAGAUUGGUAACUUCACUGAUGAAGCUAGCCACGCUCGCAGCAAAGUUAAAUGUGGACAAUGUCGGCACCAGUACCACAUCGAUUGUAUAAGAAAGUUGGGCUUUUCAAUGUCUUCCGAUUCUAAACAUUGGUUUUGUAAGGAAACGUGUGAACGGAUAUUUCACGGCCUUCAGGGGAUAUCUGGCCAGGCAAUCCCUUUGCCCAUUGAUAACUUAAAUUGGAGAUUGUUGCAGCUCGACUAUGAACACAGCAUGGAGGAGUGUGCAGAAACUUAUGGCAAGCUAAAUGACGCGUUAGAGGUGAUGCACGAGUGUUUUCAGAUGGUGAAAAAUCCCUUGUCCGGAAAUGAUAUCAUGGAAGAUGUGAUCUUUAGUAGAGACAUAAAGGGUUCGAAUUUUGCGGGGUUUUUUACUGCAGUUUUGGAGAAAGAUGAGGAAAUAAUUACCGUGGUUAACUUUCGGGUGCAUGGUUGUAAAGUGGCAGAGAUUCCAUUAGUUGCAACAAGAUUUCAACACAGAAGAUCAGGGAUGUGCAGGAUUUUGAUGGAUGAGCUUGAAAGGAAAUUGGGAUACUUAGGGGUUAAGAGACUCGUUUUGUCUGCGGUUUCGGAGAUGGUUGGUACUUGGACCGAGUCAUUUGGGUUCACCUUGAUGUCAGAAGCUGAAUGUUUGGAUGCUGUUGACUGCAAGUUUCUUGAAUUUCCUGGUACUGUAAAAUGUCAGAAAAUCUUGAAGAAUAUGUGA